UGGAGCAUGCCACUACUGUGUCUGCAAGGGCAGAUCAGCAACAGCAGCAGCAACAGCAGCAGCAGCAACAGCAAUAUACAAAACGAAGCAGUACUGCAUAUCAGCAUCAGAGCAAUAACCAACAUUCCAACAAUACCCAUGCGCAACAUAAUACCAAUAGCAAUCCUUCUUCUUCGUCCAAUGGUUUUGUGAAACAAUGCUUAUACUGUGGUUCUAAAACGACCCCUAUGUGGAGACGCGGCCCUCAGGGCGCUGGUACGCUCUGUAAUGCAUGUGGUGUAAAAUGGAAACAUGGUAAGAUUUUAUGUGAUACCGCUGAUUAUCGAACGGGCACAAUGCAUCCUCAUCCUGCAAAAAAAAAGAAGAGAAAUAACACGGCCAGCGCGACAGCGACAACACCCAACAAUGCCAAUAAAAGGAGAAAAUCUGCCACUGCUGUUACAACGACUGGAACUACCAUCAGUCAUAAGAAAAAACUGAACGAUGAUUCCUCUUCGCUACCGUCCAUUUCUUCGCCUCCUCAGUUCUUACCCUCCUCGCCAUUUUCUAAUUUUCAUCAAAGAAGGCAUACAACCGAUAUGUCAUCUUUACUGCACAACAGUGAUAAUGGCCCAAGUAUGAUUGAUAUCACCGAUUUCCCUGCUUUAAAUGCUGUUGAAGAAGCUGCUGCUGUUCUAACUCUAUUGAAGCGAAGUUAGAAAAAAAAAUUUUUUUUCUUCAAAUAAUCUCAUUUUCUAUUUUUUUUUUCUCUUUUCGUCAGUAAUAUAAAAGAAAUUCAAAAAACCUCCAUUGAUGCAAACGCUUUUCAUGUG
Molecule: messenger RNA, 812 nt
Organism: Mycotypha africana
Lineage: Eukaryota; Fungi; Mucoromycota; Mucoromycetes; Mucorales; Mycotyphaceae
Exons: 1
Coding region: 228-698 (156 amino acids)
Biological process (GO): regulation of DNA-templated transcription
Molecular function (GO): sequence-specific DNA binding; zinc ion binding
Source: RefSeq, a predicted model, not a curated record